AUGGAUAUAGCAACAGGUCCCGAGUCGCUGGAGAGGUGCUUCCCUCGCGGGCAGACGGACUGCGCCAAGAUGUUGGACGGCAUCAAGAUGGAGGAGCACGCCCUGCGCCCCGGACCGGCCACCCUGGGGGUGCUGCUGGGCUCCGACUGCCCGCAUCCCGCUGUUUGCGAGGGCUGCCAGCGGCCCAUCUCCGACCGCUUCCUGAUGCGAGUCAACGAGUCGUCCUGGCACGAGGAGUGUUUGCAGUGCGCGGCAUGUCAGCAAGCCCUCACCACCAGCUGCUACUUCCGGGAUCGGAAACUAUACUGCAAACAAGACUACCAACAGCUCUUCGCGGCAAAAUGCAGCGGCUGCAUGGAGAAGAUUGCACCUACUGAAUUCGUGAUGCGGGCGCUCGAGUGCGUGUACCACCUGGGCUGCUUCUGCUGCUGUGUGUGCGAGAGGCAGCUGCGCAAGGGUGAUGAAUUCGUGCUCAAGGAGGGCCAGCUGCUGUGCAAGGGUGACUAUGAGAAGGAGAAGGAUCUUCUCAGCUCCGUGAGCCCUGACGAGUCAGACUCUGUGAAGAGCGAGGACGAAGAUGGAGACAUGAAGCCGGCAAAGGGGCAGGGCAGCCAGAGUAAGGGCAGUGGAGACGACGGGAAGGACCCGAGAAGGCCCAAAAGGCCCCGGACCAUCCUCACCACGCAGCAGCGGAGAGCCUUCAAGGCUUCUUUUGAGGUCUCCUCCAAGCCCUGUCGGAAGGUCCGAGAGACGCUGGCAGCAGAGACAGGCCUCAGCGUGCGUGUGGUCCAGGUCUGGUUUCAGAACCAAAGAGCAAAGAUGAAGAAGCUGGCCCGGCGGCACCAGCAACAGCAGGAACAGCAGAACUCCCAGCGGCUGGGCCAAGAGGUCCUGUCGAGUCGCAUGGAGGGCAUGAUGGCCUCCUACACGCCGCUGGCACCCCCGCAGCAACAGAUCGUGGCCAUGGAACAGAGCCCCUACGGAAGCAGCGACCCCUUCCAGCAGGGCCUCACGCCGCCCCAAAUGCCAGGUGACCACAUGAACCCGUAUGGGAACGACUCCAUCUUCCACGACAUCGAUAGCGAUACCUCCCUCACCAGCCUCAGCGACUGCUUCCUCGGUUCCUCUGACGUGGGCUCCCUGCAGGCCCGCGUGGGGAACCCCAUCGACCGGCUCUAUUCCAUGCAGAGCUCCUACUUUGCCUCCUGA
Molecule: messenger RNA, 1209 nt
Organism: Chionomys nivalis (European snow vole)
Lineage: Eukaryota; Metazoa; Chordata; Mammalia; Rodentia; Cricetidae
Gene: Lmx1b
Product: LIM homeobox transcription factor 1 beta
Exons: 8
Coding region: 1-1209 (402 amino acids)
Biological process (GO): regulation of transcription by RNA polymerase II; neuron differentiation
Cellular component (GO): nucleus
Molecular function (GO): DNA-binding transcription factor activity, RNA polymerase II-specific; RNA polymerase II transcription regulatory region sequence-specific DNA binding
Source: RefSeq, a predicted model, not a curated record